CAAGCAGUUUCCAAUCGAACUUCAGCGAAUGCGGUAACGUUGCACUGCAAGAAUCAAAUUAUAUAGCCCAUAUACUUGAUAACAAGUACAUAAGUGCCGGUCGGACAUUGCCCAUAUUGUCAUUAUACAGUGCAUUACAUCUUAAAUACUCAAAUAUGAAGCAAAUUUUAUUGUUGGUUGCUGCCUUCACCUUUGUGGCAUACGUCAGUUGCGAUAGCUGCGUGCAAUGCGACUCCGGCUCGGAUGUGAAAUGCGCCACGGAUCCGAUCAAUCUGCCGCAGUUGGCGUGCGCCAACAAUAGCAACACCGAUCGAAGAUGCUACUCCCGCGUCGUCAAUGGAUUCACCUUGCGCGGCUGCGUCGGCGAGCUGAACAACAAGACACUGGCCAGUUGCAACAACGAGAUGGAGUGCGAUACUUGCGGCUUUGAUGGCUGCAAUCGUCAGAUCUUUCCCAUGCAUCGCGCUCAGUGCCUGCAGUGCUCGGGCAACUCGAGCAACUCCAGCUGCGCCAUUGAAGUCUAUGCCAUGAGCAAGGCCUGCCCCAUCUACAAGCUCGGCGAGAAGUGCUACAUUCGCAACAGUCGCCGUGUGGCGAACGGCUCCUUCCAGCGCGGCUGCCUGAGCAGCGCUCAUGCCAACAAGCAGUGCGUCAAGGAUGGCAACUGCUACACCUGCGAGGGACGCGGCUGCAAUUUCCUGCAGGCCAACGAUACGCUCAUUCCGCAGGCACGUGACUCCGCUGUGUCCGUUAUGCUAUCCGCCGGACUGCUGCUCAGCACUUUGCUGGCCAACUCGCUGCUCUAAGCGCGCGCGCACAUUCGAGUUUGAUUAUUAACUUAAAUUUGCCAAUGCAAUUAACUUUUUGUGCAUGGCUUGCUUCCUUUUUUUUUUUUA
Molecule: messenger RNA, 896 nt
Organism: Drosophila busckii
Lineage: Eukaryota; Metazoa; Arthropoda; Insecta; Diptera; Drosophilidae
Exons: 3
Coding region: 156-806 (216 amino acids)
Source: RefSeq, a predicted model, not a curated record